Messenger RNA from Scomber japonicus (chub mackerel), 3272 nucleotides. Its product is annotated as protein IWS1 homolog. Gene Ontology annotation, biological process: poly(A)+ mRNA export from nucleus. The transcript is spliced from 15 exons. Gene Ontology annotation, cellular component: nucleus. Bases 185 to 2305 code for a protein of 706 amino acids. The record is from RefSeq and is a predicted model, not a curated record. Lineage: Eukaryota; Metazoa; Chordata; Actinopteri; Scombriformes; Scombridae.
UACAGUAGCUAGCAGUUGCUGUUAGCUUUCCCUCCAAGCAGCGCGGCGUUUACUUUGCUUCGCGUGUAUUUCUCCUUGCUUUUCAUAUAUUUACAUUAAAGUUACAGCGGAUAGAUAGCGGAUCCUUCCUUCCAGCUUCUCCUCCGUUUCUCUUCCAGGUGAGAGUGUGUUGUUCCUCUGAGAGAUGGACGGAGAGGAGGAAGACUUCAUGUCGGCUAGCCAUUCCGAUGACGGAGGCGGUACUCCGGUGAUGGAUGAACAUCCAGCAUCAGACGGGGAGGACAGACAUCACUCUGAGGACGAAGGCAGCAACGACGAGGACGCUGGCCUCACCAUGGAGACGAGCGGCGCGGCCAGCGGCUCCGACAACGAGGACCGCCGAGGGGCCGACAGCGACUCGGAGGCCGAGGCCCCCGGGCGCCGCGGAGGAGACGACGACAGGAGCGACUCUGAGGCGGAAGCGCCGAGGCCCGCCGACAGCGACGACGACUCGCCCGUCAAACGCAGAGCGAGCGGCUCGGACGACGAGGAGUCGCCCGUCAAACGCGGCGCCUCGGACAACGAGGAGGGGGAGGGGUCGCCCGCCAAACGCAGGGGGAGCAGCUCGGACGUGGAGGAGAGCGAGGGCGGACCCAAACCCGCCGCAGACAGCGACUCGGACAACGAGGAAGCCAAACCUGCCGCGUCCGCCGGCCGGCGCUCCAACGACAGUGACUCUGACACUGAGACGCACGCCAGACGCAAGGCGGCUCAGAUAGACUCUGAUGAUGAAGAGGAGGGUGAGAAACAGCAGGGGGACGAAGAGGGAGGAGGAGGAGGAGGAGGGAAGUGGAAGGCUGUGAUGCACUCGGACAGCGAGGAAGAGGAGGAGGGACAGAGGACGAAGGCUGCGGCAGGAAGUGACGGAGAGCAGCAGGACGAGGAGAUGAAGAAGAAAGAUGCUGACGACAGCGACGAUGAUGAAGAUAAGCCAGUGAAGAGGAAGAAGGCCGUGCUCUCAGACAGUGAUGAUGAUGAUGAAGAGAAGGCGAAUAAACCAGCGAAGAGGAGCCGAGCCGUGUCAGAUGAUGAGAACUCGGACAGCGACGGCGGCUCGGAGGCCGGCGGACCUGAUAAGAGUCUGGCAGCUAAACUGAGAGAGCUGGGCUCCGACAGCGAGAGCGAGGACGAGAGGUCAAAGGUCAACGCCGGCAACAAGGACGAGAAGGCGCUGUUCGGCAGCGACAGCGAAUCAGGAGACGAGGAGGAGAAAAUGAUUGCAGACAUUUUCGGAGAGUCAGGAGACGAAGAAGGAGAAGAAUUCACGGGUUUCAACCAGGAGGACCUGGAGGGAGACAAGAAGGAGGCGCAGCAGAAGCAGCAGCAGCUCCAGGAGGACUCUGACUCUGAUGAAGGAGUCGACCGCAGCGGACAAGACACCAGCUUCAUGUCAGACUUUGACAUCAUGCUGGCUAAGAAGAAGGCGAUGAACAGUAAGAAGAGGCGGCAUCGCGACGGUGGGACGUUCAUCAGCGACGCCGACGACGUCGUCAGCGCCAUGAUCACCAAGAUGACCGAGGCUGCAGAGGAGGACCGGACUCUGAACAGUCAGAAGAAGCCGGCGCUGAAGAAGCUUUCUCUGCUGGGUCAGGUCGUCAUGCACCUGAAGAAGCAGGACUUAAAGGAGACGUUUAUCGACAGCGGCGUGAUGUCGGCCAUCAAAGAGUGGAUCAGCCCUCUUCCUGAUAAAUCUCUGCCUGCUCUGAGAAUCAGAGAGGAGCUUCUCAGGAUCCUCCAGGAGCUGCCCAGCGUGAGUCAGGAGACGCUGAAGCACAGCGGGAUCGGACGAGCCGUCAUGUUCCUGUACAAACAUCCCAAAGAGUCCCGAUCCAACAAAGACCUCGCCCUCAAACUCAUCAACGAGUGGUCGCGGCCGAUCUUCGGUUUGACGUCCAACUACAAAGGAAUGACGAGAGAAGAGAGACAGCAGAGAGAUCUGGACCAGCAGAUGCCUCAGAGACGGAGACUCAGUUCGGGGGGUCAGACGCCUCGCAGAGAUCUGGAGAAACAGCUGACUGGAGAAGAAAAAGCUCUGCGGCCCGGUGAUCCCGGUUUCUGCGCCCGAGCUCGAGUGCCGAUGCCUUCAAACAAAGACUACGUGGUUCGACCCAAGUGGAACGUAGAGAUGGAGUCCAACAGGGGUCCCAUGAAGAAAGGAAUGUCCCGCGUUGACAAACAGAUGCGUAGAUUCGCAGACAUCCGCCGCCUGACGAAGACGGGUCACGCUGUCAAAAUCAGUGUGGAGGGAAACCGGAUGCCGCUCUGAUUUUAAAACAACCUCCUCCAUCAUAGGAUUUAUUCACUUUUUCCUUUUUUUUUCUUUUUCUUUUUCUUCUUUUUAAUGUUUUUGGUCCUCUGGAAGUCACGCAGCGUUUUGACUCUAACGUCAGAACCAUGUGAUUUAAAUUAAGAGGAAAAGUCGUCUGAUCUGAAACACAAAAAAAAAAACUUAAAACUCAGCUUCAGGAUCCAAAACUAAGCUUAAAAGUCCGCUGCGUUAAAUUCAUCUCCAAACUUUUUAAAAGCUUUCAACCCUUUAAAAAAGAAACUCAAACAUUACGUCAUUAAUCUCCUACAGAGACGAGACUCUUCAAAUCUUUAUCGAUCAUGUUUAAAAAAGAUAAAAAUGUGACUCUUCAUGUGGUUUUUAUGGCACAGUUUGACUUCAGCGGAGCUCAACACGUGUUUCUAAAUGUCCUGAAAGUCUUUAACGAGUCUCAUAAAGCGUUUCCAUGGAGAUUAAUUGACUUAACGAGUUUUGCUUGUAGAGAUGGAUUCAACGCAGCUGAUCUGAGGUCGUUCUGUUUUUCACUAGUUAAGAACAAAACCUUCCCCUCUGCCCCCCCAACCCCCCUCUGCCCCCCCCCCACUCUGUGUCUGAAUGUGAAGGUGUUUGUAUUUUUGCUAAUAGGCCUCAGACCUCCUCUUCCUCUUCCUCUUCCUCUUCCUCUCUGCUCCCGUAGAGGCUGCACAGGAACAAGAUUGUUAAACUGUCUGCAGAGUCGAGUUCACACAGACGACGCAGUGACUCUGCUCCCAUCUGACCGUGUGUGUGUGUGUGUGUGUGUGUGUGUGUGUGUGUGUGUGUGUGUGUGUCAUGUGAUGAUGGUGAUGAUGAUGAUGAUGAUGAUGAUGAUGUCAGAUCUGGUUCAGGGUCAGUCUGUGGUGGACCGGCUCGUCUUGUCUGCACUGUUCUGGAUCAGAUGAAACUUUUCUUAAUAAAGACUCAAAGA